ACGAGAAGAAGAAAGAUCAACCGGUGGCUUGCAUUUGUUACGAGCACGGUGCAGUUCCCUACGCAAGAAUCAUUACAUUUUCGUAUUUAUCUCUACUCGAGGGCCUGGGAACAAGUUUUUUCCAAUUGGAAAUUUUAAUUGGAAGACAUAUUGUGACGAGAUGUGUCUUUCCGCAAACAUGAUGUCCUGGAUGUUUAUAUUGUCCCUCUCAUUUCUUUACUGGUCUACCACUGUCUUCGCGCAUCCUGGUUAUGGAAGACUCACAAAUAUUGAAGAACAGAAUGGAGCGCGACAUACUUUGGUGAAUUUAGCGAAAGCAGAGGAUAAUGACAUUGUGGGGAAAUUGAACGAAGAAGUACCAGGGAUGUUCGUAGAACGACAUAAACGAUUAUCCGACCAGAGGCGUGCAGAAUUAGAAACGAUAAGGCGUCUCAAAAAAAUGACCGAGCAAUUGGUAACUGGAUCGCGAGGAAGUCGACAAUUGGAUGUGUCCAAACUUGGCCGAAGGAAACGAGCGGUGUUCGAAAUGAACAUGAAGAAUUUACGAAAACUCUUCAAAUUGUCGGGGCAACUCGGUUAUAAGGGAAAUGCGGCUUUUCCUGUUGUUAGUUGAAGCUUUAAAUCAAUGGAGACGAACGUGACUUACCGAAGGCGGUGCACUGAAUUAAAAGAAGGAUGAUCCUGGUAUGGUUGAAAGAUUGAAAUCAAGUUUGGUGUACCAGCCCGUCUCAAAGAAUGAUCGACUAAUUUGGAAUUAGGUGUACAUUAGGUGUAAAUCAGUAUCACAACCGUCCCCUGCGUAUCGUAUAACAACAACAGCUGCACAAUUUAUUUAUUUCAUGUAAACGAAAAAAUGUUUUCAGAGCGCCCUACUAUUUGUAAGAUAUUUUUUUAUUAUUUUUUUACGUUGAAAUAAAUUAUGUGAACAUUUUAUUUAUUACAUAAUAAUAGCUAUC
Messenger RNA from Nomia melanderi (Alkali bee), 956 nucleotides. RefSeq lists its product as uncharacterized. Lineage: Eukaryota; Metazoa; Arthropoda; Insecta; Hymenoptera; Halictidae. The record is from RefSeq and is a predicted model, not a curated record.